CACUCAGAAAAGAGGACCGUUGGUAGAACAUGGGCUUGCUAAGCUUUAGGGGGGACAAAGAGAGAUGAAUAUUACACUCUUACAGUAAUUAACUUCGUUGGUGAUGUCUAAUCACCUCGAGGAAAAAAUUUUCGUUCAUCCAUAGAUUACAUUCUAGCUGGUUAAACAAAUAAUAAUUUAAUUAACUAAUCACCAUUACUAGAUCCCUAAACCAUUAAUUUUCUCUGCUGCUGCUGCUGCUGCUGCUGCCAACUAUUUGCUUCUUUCUCCUCCUUCUCCAGCUCAACCUCCAUAUUCUGCGCAUUUUCAGACACAAAGGACAAAGCCCUCUUCUUCUCUUCUCUUGCUCUGCUCAGACUGAGCUCUGUUUUUAUGGAUUCAAAAAUAAAGAAGGUGCUGGAGCAGCUCCUGGGCCUGGGCCUGGUUAACUUUCGCAAGGACCGGAGCUCGGUCUCGCUGGUGUGCAAGGACUGGUACGAAGCGGAGCGGUUGUCUCGCCGCCACGUCUUCAUCGGAAACUGCUACUCGGUGUCGCCUGAGAUCGUGACCCGGCGGUUUCCGAACAUUCGGAGCGUGACCCUGAAAGGGAGGCCGCGGUUCUCGGACUUUAAUCUGGUCCCUCCGAAUUGGGGCGGCGAUGUUCAGCCUUGGCUUGAGGUGUUCGCCUCCGAAUGCCCACUCCUGGAGGAGCUGAGGCUGAAGAGGAUGACGGUGACUGAUGAGAGCCUUGAGUUUUUGGCUGUUUCGUUUCCCGACUUCAAAGCUUUCUCGCUUCUCAGCUGUGACGGGUUCAGCACUGAUGGCCUUGAAGCCAUUGCCACUCACUGCAAGAAUUUGAUUGAGCUCGACAUACAGGAGAAUGACAUUGAUGAUAAAAGUGGGGACUGGUUAAGUUGCUUCCCUGAAACCUUCACAUCAUUGGAAAUACUAAACUUUGCCAGCCUCAAUAGCAAAGUUGAUUUUGAUGCUCUUGAGAGACUUGUAAGUAGGUGCAAAUCAUUCAAGGUGUUAAAGGUUAAUAAAAGUGUAACCCUGGAACAACUACAAAGUCUUCUUAUCCAAGCUCCUCAACUUUUGGAGCUUGGCACCGGCUCAUUUUGGCAAGAGCUCACAGCUUCUCAGCAUUCACAACUUGAAAGAGCAUUUAGCAACUGCAAGAAUUUGCACACCCUCUCUGGCUUAUGGGAAGCAACGGCCCUUUAUCUCCCAGUUCUGUAUCCUUUCUGUACAAAUAUCACUUUCUUGAAUUUGAGUUAUGCUACUUUGCAAAGUUGGGACCUUGCUAAGCUUGUUGCUCAUUGCCCACUCCUCCGGCGCCUUUGGGUCCUGGACACAGUGGAAGACAAAGGGUUGGAGGCUGUUGGAUCUAACUGUCCUUUGCUUGAGGAACUCCGUGUUUUCCCUUCUGCUCCUGACGGUGAUGAUAUUGUCGAUGGGGUGACUGAAUCUGGGUUUGUUGCUCUGUCUUAUGGCUGCCGAAGACUCUGCUAUGUCCUCUACUUUUGUUGGCAGAUGACUAAUGCUGCUAUAGCAACCGUUGCACAAAACUGCCCUGAUAUCACCCACUUUCGUCUCUGCAUAAUGAACCCAAGGCAACCAGAUUACCUAACAAAAGAGCCUAUGGAUGAGGCUUUUGGGGCAGUGGUGAAGACGUGCUCUAAACUACAAAGGCUUUCAGUUUCAGGUUUAUUGACCGACCUUACAUUUGAAUACAUUGGGAAACAUGCCCAAAAUUUGGAAUACCUUUCAAUAGCCUUUGCUGGAGAAAGUGAUUGGGGGAUGCAGUGUGUGCUGGAUGGUUGUCCCAAGCUCAAGAAACUUGAGAUACGGGACUGCCCAUUCGGGGAUGUGGCUUUGCUCUCAGGUUUAGAGAAGUAUGAAUUUAUGAGGUCAGUUUGGAUGUCAGCCUGCAAUGUGACAAUGAACGCGUGUCGCUCAUUGGCAAGUGAGAGGCCAAAAUUGAAUGUUGAGGUAAUGAAGGAUGAUGGGAAUGAUGAAAAUCAAGCUGACAAAGUCUAUGUUUACCGUUCUGUUGCUGGGCCAAGAAAGGAUGCCCCGCCUUUUGUUCUCACGUUUUGAAGAUUGAAGCCUAUUGUGCUCACCCCUUUGAAGCUUACAAAAUACAUGAUAGGAACAUCUUGGACAAUUUGGUCCUCUGGGAUUGGGAUGAGAGCAAACAGCAGCAUACAGCUCCCAGUGGCUGGCUGGGUUGAAUCGGACAUAAACAGAUUUUGAUUAUCAGUUUUACUCGUGUGUUUGAAUAUUUUGCUUCCUAAACAAAUCAGCUAGCGCAUCAGGGCAUUGUUGAUAUCAGACUGACUGGGAUAGGCGUUUCAUUUGGGAGGAAGGAGGAGGGAUUCAAGCCGCAUUUGAGGCAUCUGAAAAUUUAACAACCAGAAGCUAGAUCUUUGACAAGAAAGAACAAGUGAUGUUUUUCGCAUUCAAAUAGUUGUUGGACUAAGAUACAUAGUCUCACCAUUGAUUAUGAUAAAUAACAUAGGCAUCUUCCUAAUCCAAGUGCGACAUGAAAGUCGUAUGUUGUUUUGGUCAAUUACUGUGGAGUGGAGUGGUGGACUAAGAUACGAAUCUCCCAUGCUGAGUGAGCAUCAUGAAAUUAUCACUUUAUCUAUUGUUUGAGUUUCUAAUAUUAGCCAAA
Prunus dulcis (almond) is the source of this 2656-nucleotide messenger RNA. Its product is annotated as protein TRANSPORT INHIBITOR RESPONSE 1-like. The record is from RefSeq and is a predicted model, not a curated record. The transcript has 4 exons. Gene Ontology annotation, cellular component: SCF ubiquitin ligase complex. Gene Ontology annotation, molecular function: protein binding. Gene Ontology annotation, biological process: SCF-dependent proteasomal ubiquitin-dependent protein catabolic process. The coding region runs from base 373 to 2079 and encodes 568 amino acids. NCBI's taxonomy places the organism in Eukaryota, Viridiplantae, Streptophyta, Magnoliopsida, Rosales, Rosaceae.